CCCACGUGGUCCCACGUGAUCCCUUCAUCCCGUGAUGGCUCAUUUCAUUGCCGAGGUUCGAUGGACUGAACUGUGGAUACAAAUCAUAUAAUCAAUCCUCAUGAAAGAGAGCUCCGGUUGGCCAGGGGGCAAAUCUAUCACCAUGAAGAUAAGAAAGAGAAAGAAAAAUGUGGUUGACCCAGGUUCUUUGACCGCGCUCAUGCAUCAAUUGCCCUGCGCAACAUACGUGUAAUAUAUUGUCGAAAUGUCACCUCCGCAUUCCGAACUCUUUGAGGAAGCAAUCAGGGUCACUCCCCUAACUUCGCAUACAUACUCGGCGCAUUUACAGAAGGACUGGUGUAUCGGAAAUGUCCCUCAUGGAGGUUAUACGACAGCCAUCCUCUACCGCCUGACCACCACGCAUUUCGCUCAAUCCGAUACGUCGCCCUACCGAUCCAAACCCGUCCUACCGAUCUCCUUUCAAUUGACCUUUGUGCGCCCGACACAAGUCGGACCGGCCACGUUAACCGUUCAAGAGGUCAAAUUAGGCGCGCGAACGAGCACCAUCCAAGUAACGCUGUCGCAGGAUGCGGCGUCCAAAGGACCGCAAACUAAGGUGGUGGGAUACAUAACGGUCAGUCCUAUCGAGACAGACCAAGAGGGCCCCGUGGUGAAAGGGACUCCGGUCCUUCAUCCAAACCCACCCCCAGGAUCCAAACCGGACGGCGGGGUCGACUUCACGGCGCUGGCGAAAACAGGGAGAGAUGGCCAAUGGACAAGAUUCCCCACAAUUCCCGCAAUGGCAGUUUCUCAGCAUACAGAGCUCUAUGGCACACCACCGCCCUCCACUGUACAGGAGCGCAUUAAGUCCACCGUGGACCAGUGGGCGAGAUUUCGCCCCGGUGGCCAGGUGCCUGCCCAAUGGACAAAUGAGGCGUUAAUGUGCCUACUCGAUCUGUUUCCGAUGGCGUUGGAUAGACUUGGUGCGAUGGCAACCUCCGCUUGGGCGAGUACGAACGACCCAGAAGACCGACAGAGUCGUUCACCAGGUCCCUUCUGGUUCCCCACGGUGUCUUUCAAUGUGGAUUUGAAGAAAUCGAUCCCAAAGGAGGGUGUUGCCUGGUUACAUAGCCGUGUGGUUACACAGACCUUGCGCGCCGGACGAGCUGAUAUCAGUGUGGAGAUCCUUGACCAGAAUGGAGAGCUGAUUGCCAUCAGCUCUCAAGUUUGCAUGGUGGUCGGAUUCGAUCGGAAUUUGAAGAAUGGGGACCGCGCCCGGCCCACUCAAGGAAAAUUGUAAAGUAACUAGACUAAACGAUAACUGUACUAGAUACCAUUAGUUGCAUGCAAUAGAAUCCCGCGCGAGCGUUGUUUUGGGCCAGAAAGGACGAGUAUCAGGAGAAGCCUUCAUGUUAUGUCGCAACCGCACUAUGGAAAUCAGUCCCGAGUCCGCCAAAGGCUUCAGGAGGGCCUCAACGUGGUCAUUGUCUACAGUCAUCUUCGCUCC
Messenger RNA from Aspergillus caelatus, 1486 nucleotides. Its product is annotated as thioesterase family protein. NCBI's taxonomy places the organism in Eukaryota, Fungi, Ascomycota, Eurotiomycetes, Eurotiales, Aspergillaceae. The transcript is spliced from 2 exons. The record is from RefSeq and is a predicted model, not a curated record. Bases 245 to 1279 code for a protein of 344 amino acids.